GAGAGUGAGAGAGAGAGAGAGAGAGAGAGAGAGAGAGAGGAGAGACAGAGUGAGAGAGAAAAGAAACGGCCCUUGGAUGGUCGGCCGGAUCGAUGGUUCGGCCAGUAGAGAUGCAUUGAUGCAACAGACCCGAUUCAGGGCUGAGAGAUGGACGAUGGACGGGAACAGGUUAGAAUCUCACUCACUCACUCUCUCUGAGUGUGUGUGUGUGUGUGUCUUGGUCUGGGGUUCUACACACAUGGGAGGGACCUUUAUCUUCAUCACGAGGACGGACCACCCAGCUGGGGUUAGGUCUCCAGCUGCAACUUCCACAACAUGGCUCUGCACCCAUCCCAUUUCUCCAUCUCCACAUUCACAUUCUCACAUCACCACCACCCCUUCACCCCCCUCCCCCAUGCCGCCAUGCCGCCAUGCCGCCAUGCCACGCCGUACUCAGGCUACCUAGGCUGCCGAGGGACGGGUAUGGGGCCGCAGCACGGGGCAGGAUGCGCCAAAACCUUUAUUGGUUGUACUGGGCCAAGUCACCAGGAGAGCCUCCUCGCCGCCAAGAGAUACUUGGAUAUCCAACUCGCUCGACUUCACCAGCGUGUAAUUUCGCAUCAACACCGCAUACUAUGAGCGAUUUAUCACCUCAGUCUUUUACCCUUCGCUUUCCCUUUGGAGCAACAGGAUCCUCCUCGCUCUCUGGUUUUUAUUUAUUUUUAUUUUCCUCCCAAACUUCCCCCACCCCUCCAAUCAAGCGCAGCCGAGCUCAGUCAGCCUCCUCCUCGUCAUCCUCCCUCGUGCCGCCGCCUGCCUGCAACGUCGUUUCUGUGACACGCUCUUCUUCUCCUUUUGGCCCUCCCUCUCUCUCACUGCCCACCGUGACUGCCCUGGGCCUUGCCACAAUUUCCCUUCUGAUGGCCUGCCUGUAAUUUCAAAACACUCCGAUUCGCCUUGCCCAGCCUAGCCUAGUGCUCCGGCCCCUCGGCUUCUACGUGGACAAAGACACCGGCAAAGAGGGCGCGGGUUUCGUCUGCCACAGUAUUCCAGCACGUUGGCCUCGCAGUUCCAUGUCACCGCCCCUUAGCUUUGUAGAUACAAUGCUCAACUGACCUCCGUCCUUCUUCGCACG
Messenger RNA from Colletotrichum navitas, 1114 nucleotides. RefSeq lists its product as uncharacterized. The transcript has a single exon. Bases 411 to 914 code for a protein of 167 amino acids. NCBI's taxonomy places the organism in Eukaryota, Fungi, Ascomycota, Sordariomycetes, Glomerellales, Glomerellaceae. The record is from RefSeq and is a predicted model, not a curated record.